AUGAGGUACUAUUCAGCAAAGAAUCCCAAAAGAUGCCCUGGUCGCACCAAUUACCCUGCACCCACCAGACCCAUUAUUAUAAGAACGCCUCCGGUUCUCACCUAUCCUGCUCUCAAAUGUAUUUUGGAGUUCAUAGAUGUUGCAAAACGACUCAACAUCACCGCCCGUACGAAAUCCCUCAAAAUCAUCGAUAAAUCGGUUCCGCUCCGUCUCCCGACUCUUCAACUAUGCUCCGACCGUAUCAUCAUUCACAAUCUAGGCAUUCGAAGCGUUCUACAAUAUCGCGUAGAUAUUUUCUACAAAGAUCAAUAUGUGAAAGGAGGGAUGGUUAAUUUUGGUAAAAUAGAAGCCAUGCGAAGGUUGUUUAAGUACUAUCUUGGUGAUAGAUCUAAUAUUUACGUGGAUUCUAUUGUUUUCGAGGAAAAGGUACGGAAUCUGUUACCUCCGGAGCUCAACUUCACAAUCAAUAAAUUGGAAACUCAUUACUGUAGCUUUGGAGAAUUUCUACCGAUGAUUAACCCAAAUAGCUUCCCACUCCGAAAAUUGUCUAUGGUGUAUCCAGAAAUUCUCUCAAACCUCACUCUCGACCACCCAAUCGUUCAUUCUGCUGGACACCUGUACUUGAAUGUGGGCACUCGUGGAGACCAAUCACCAAUGUCUGAUAUCCAAAAGCUUUGUAAUAAGAGUGCAUUUAUCAAGUCUAUAAGCAUGAAAUCUGAUGAUUGUGUGAAGAUAAUAAGAUAUUGGAGGGAGAAUGGGAAGGAGGUUGGCACAAAGUUUAUCUUCACCUUUUAUCUGCCGAAUUGCAUUGUUCCAAUGAUAAAAGCACUGCAAGAGCCAUUCGAGGAGUUCCAGGACAAGUUGGAAGGGCUUAACGAGCGGCGAUUUAUCGCUGGUCUGCCACGAUUUGCGAUUCCAAUCAACAAUCAUUCAACAGUUAUUCUGGCAUACACCAUUUUUGCGAUGGUGGAUAGGAAAAGAGAGGCACAGAUUGUAUUGAAUGUGGUGUCAACGACUGCAUAA
Molecule: messenger RNA, 1023 nt
Organism: Caenorhabditis remanei
Lineage: Eukaryota; Metazoa; Nematoda; Chromadorea; Rhabditida; Rhabditidae
Exons: 3
Coding region: 1-1023 (340 amino acids)
Source: RefSeq, a predicted model, not a curated record